CGCGCGCGGCCCGCCGGGAGCGGCGCGGUGCCCGCUGGGAACAGGUCACCAUGGCGGCCCGUGUCCUCUCGGCCUGCGUCCGCCGCCUCCUGCCCCGGCCGCCCCCCGCCGCCCCGCGGCCCGCCGCGCUCGGCACCCUCUGCCCCCGCCGACCGCCGGCCCCGGCCCCGCCGCUGCCGCAGCUGCUGGCGCAGGUGCCGCGGGCGGCCUGGCCGCCGUGCCGCCGGUUCUCCGACCUGCCGCCCCUGACCUUGGCGGACAUCAAGGACCGCGUCCUCUACGUCCUCAAGCUGUACGACAAGAUCGACCCGGAGAAGCUCACAGCUGAGUCCCACUUCAUGAAAGACCUGGGUUUGGACAGUUUGGACCAAGUGGAAAUUAUCAUGGCUAUGGAAGACGAAUUUGGAUUUGAAAUUCCUGAUGGAGAUGCAGAAAAGUUAAUGUGUCCACAAGAGAUUGUAGAUUACAUUGCAGACAAGAAGGAUGUUUAUGAAUAAAAGCAGUUCUUCAAUGCCUGGAGAUGUCUCUACCACUAGGACUGGGCUGGUGUCAGCGGGUAUGAAUAUAAGCGCACAUGCUGUACUGUUGCUGCUUUCACCGGGAAGUUGUACUUGGACGUUGUAUUUAAAGCUGUCUGAAUGUGUUGUCCUUCAAAAACAAGAAAAAAAAGGAAUAAAUAUAUAAGACCAUU
Chroicocephalus ridibundus (black-headed gull) is the source of this 691-nucleotide messenger RNA. It is a transcript of the gene NDUFAB1, whose product is annotated as NADH:ubiquinone oxidoreductase subunit AB1. The record is from RefSeq and is a predicted model, not a curated record. The coding region runs from base 51 to 497 and encodes 148 amino acids. Lineage: Eukaryota; Metazoa; Chordata; Aves; Charadriiformes; Laridae. Gene Ontology annotation, biological process: fatty acid biosynthetic process. Gene Ontology annotation, cellular component: mitochondrion. Gene Ontology annotation, molecular function: acyl binding; acyl carrier activity. The transcript is spliced from 5 exons.